CGCGAGCGGGGCGGGCGGCGGGACGCCUGUGAGCGGGUCGCGGGAGGGGUCCUCGCGGGGCUGCGGUCCGCGGCGGGCGGGGGGCAGCGCGGUGCCGCACAGGGACGGGCCCCCCCGCCGGGGCGGGAGGCGGGCGGGGGCCGGGGGCGGCCGCAGCCCCGCGAGGAGGCGUCAAGAGCCGGAGCCCCGCUCGCUCCCGGUCCCGGCUCCGUAUAAAUGGGCGGCGGCGGCGGCGGCGGCGGCAGCGCUUCGCCCGGACGGAGCCGGAGCUGCUCAGCGGCGGCACCGGUGGCCCCGGCGCGGCAGGAUGGGCGGCGGCGGCCCGCGGCGGCCCGGCGCUCUGCCGCUGCUGGCGCUGGCGCUGCUGGCGGCACAGGGCGGCUCGGCUCCCCUGCAGCCCGGCGGCUCCCCCGCGCUCUCCAAGAUCUACCCCCGCGGCAGCCACUGGGCUGUGGGGCAUUUAAUGGGGAAAAAGAGCACUGGAGAUUUUCCUUAUGCUUAUGAAGAAGAAAACAAGACCCCAUUUUCAGCAUUACCUGAAAAUAUCAAGCAGCUGGAAGACUACCUGCAGUGGGAAGAAAUCUCCAAGUAUUUGCUACGGCUGCUGGAAAGGAGUGAAAAUAAAAGUGCUCAUGUUUUAAAAGGAGGGCUUCCCUGGUAUGCCAGGAAUACCUGGGACACAGAUGACAACAGCAGCUGGAAAAAUAUGAUGGACUAUCUGCUUCAAGUUGUGAAUAUGAAAGAGAGCACUCCAAGCUGAAAGAAGGUCUCUAAAUCAUGAAGAAAUGGAAUACUUUCCAUAAGAGACUAUGUUUCGCAAGCACUUGAUUGUAUCAGAUAAUCAACAAGGUCUCUUUUCUGUAAACAAGAUUUCCUUGGUGUAAAAUACCUAAAUACACAUAUUCUUGUAUGUUCAGCAGUGACUAAACUCUUUACUUCAAGGCUG
Molecule: messenger RNA, 946 nt
Organism: Strigops habroptila (Kakapo)
Lineage: Eukaryota; Metazoa; Chordata; Aves; Psittaciformes; Psittacidae
Gene: GRP
Product: gastrin releasing peptide
Exons: 3
Coding region: 308-760 (150 amino acids)
Biological process (GO): neuropeptide signaling pathway
Molecular function (GO): neuropeptide hormone activity
Source: RefSeq, a predicted model, not a curated record